Messenger RNA from Drosophila suzukii, 2090 nucleotides. RefSeq lists its product as uncharacterized. The record is from RefSeq and is a predicted model, not a curated record. Lineage: Eukaryota; Metazoa; Arthropoda; Insecta; Diptera; Drosophilidae.
GACUUGACCUACGACGCACCUCGUCCCGGGAAGCGCAUCUGCUUAAGCUUCAACUGGUUAAAUAGUGUUAUCCGCUUGAGUUUGUUGUUGCUAUUGUUAUUGUUAUUGUGUUACUGUUACUGUUACUGAUUUGUUUUUGUUUUCGUUGCUUGUGAUUUGGGCAGUUGGAGAAAUAGAUGGCAAACAGGGUGCUUUUUAGUCAUUACUAUGGGUUAUUAUCUCUCAAAUUACGAUGAUUCAGCUUAAAAUUCAGCUUAGAAAGCUGAUCUAUAGAUGCUAUCAUGAUAAAUUAUGUUUCAAAUAAGUUAUAGCUGUAUAGAAAGUAGAACUAUAGCUGCCCUUCCAGAACUUAUAUUUUAAACAUUUUUAAUCCGAUUUCUAAAUGUCAGUAUCUUAGCAUAUCAUUUAUUUUAGGCAAUUUUUUUGUUCGAGAUAAUAAGAGAUAAACUGGGUUACCUAUCCCAUUUAAGAAGUCAAAGGUUUGAUCUUAUUUGUUAACUAAAGAUGGGACUUGUAUAUUUUUUGAAAGCCCGUUUUCUUCCUUAUGAUGAAUGUAAAUUUCCUUCAAAAAGAAACCCACCCAUAACGAACACCCUGUACCGUCCCAUUGAUAUCUCAGGUGAGUUACAAGAGCAGCAUGGUUUUCGGCAGGUGAUGAUGACUCCACAUCGAUGGCUCUCCGCCGCUGACGUCACGGGCCACAGCCGCGUCUAACGGUUGUGCUUGGCGGAUCUCCGGCGGAACUCUUGUAUAAAAACGUUGGGUUGUCUGGAGAGUGGCAUCAUUCGCUAGCCGGGAACAGUUCGACGCACAGGUGUCGUCUUUGAUUCCACCUUUUAACUCAAUUCAAAACCAAGAUCAACGCCGAAAUGAAGGUCUUCAUCUGCCUGUUGGCCACCAUCUGCGCCUGCAAUGCCACCUUCCUCUCCUUUUUGGGAGGCGGUGGUGGUGGAGGAGGAGGAGGAGGGAGCAAGAUCACCUAUAAUGUGAUAGCCACGCCCAGUUCGGGAGGAGGCGGAGGUCAUGGUGGAGGUCAUGGCGGAGGUCAUGGUUAUGAACAUGCCCAGGGACAUGGUUAUGCCCAGGGACAUGGCUAUUCCCAGGGCGGCGGCGGUGGACAUGGACAUGGACACGGUGGCUCCUCGCAGAUCAUCAAGGUCAUUCUGCAGGAGGGCCAGGGCUACAGCAACGCUGGAGGAUCAGCCGGAGGCAUUGUGUCCUCGGAUCAUGGUCAUGGUCAUGGUCAUGGCUAUGCCAGUGGUCACUCGUAUGGCCACGAGCAUGGCUCUCAUGGCGGUCAGCAGACCCAGAUCUUCAAGAUCAUCGAACAGGCCCCGGCACCAGCUCCUGUUCUCGUUCCCAUUCCCAUUUCGAUUCCUGCUGCUGCUCCGGCUCCCACUGCCUAUCAUGCCUCGGGCGGCUCCAGUGGCUACUCCUACGGCCAUGGACACUCCUAUGGCCAGUCGUAUGCCUCGGGACAUGGCUACGGGGGAGCCGCAUCCUUCGAUGCCCAGCAGUUCAACUCCAUUCUGCCGCAGAUCCUCCAGCUGGUGCUGCAGGAGGACUCCUUUGGCGGCGGUGGCUUCAGCGGUGGUGGAUCCUCCGAUGUGGCUGCCAUCAACAGCCAGCUGAUCAACACCUACGGCUCCAAGGGCAAGGCCAUCAUCCUGAAGGCUGACCAGGCGCAGGGUGACUACUUCAAGAGCGGCCAUGUGGUGCAGCGCGGCACCCUGAAGGUGAUGCGUGUCCAGGAGCAGCAACAGCAGUCCCAGGGUGCUGGUGGCUCCAAGGGAGGCUGGAGUUCGGGGGGAGGCGGUGGUGCCCCAUCCGGUGGCUGGAGUUCCGGCGGAGGAGGCGCUUCUGCUGGCGGCUGGAGUAGCGGUGGUCCACCCUCCGCCUGGUAGAUGCACUGCAUCAACUGCCCGCCUAGUUAGUUAGACCAAAUGAAUUUUUUUUUCGCUAUCCUCUAUUCUAUCGUUAUGUAUUUUUUUUCCUAGGCUAAUUCUUCACAGUCAUUAUCAAAAAAUCAGAUAAACAAAACAUCCAUCAUUGUUAACCUAAAUUAUUUGUUAAUAAACAAUUUGAACCAA